GCGGGAGCGCACGGGGCUGAGGCGGCGGCGGCCAGGGGCCGGGCGGCGGAGCGAGAGGGGGGCUGAAGGGGCUCCCCCCGCGGGACGGGCGCGGGGACGGCUCCGGGGGGCGGGGGCCGGGGCCCGGGCCGGCUCGCGCGGGGGGUAUGAUGACCCGGCGGCGGGGCCCCGGAUCUCGUCUCCUCCGCCGCCUCCUCACGGCAGCCCCAGCUCGCGGCUGAGAACCAAACACACCGGCGGUAUGGCAUCACAGCUGCAGGUGUUUUCCCCCCCAUCAGUGUCGUCGAGUGCCUUCUGCAGUGCGAAGAAACUGAAAAUAGAGCCCUCUGGCUGGGAUGUUUCUGGACAGAGCAGCAACGACAAAUAUUAUACCCACAGCAAAACCCUCCCAGCCACCCAAGGGCAAGCCAACUCCUCUCACCAGGUAGCAAAUUUCAACAUCCCUGCUUAUGACCAGGGCCUCCUCCUCCCAGCCCCUGCCGUGGAGCACAUUGUGGUGACAGCUGCUGACAGCUCCGCCAGUGCUGCCCCAUCGACCUUCCAGAGCAGCCAGACCCUGACUCACAGGAGCAACGUUUCUUUGCUUGAGCCAUAUCAAAAAUGUGGACUGAAAAGAAAAAGUGAGGAAGUUGACAGCAACGGUAGCGUGCAAAUCAUAGAAGAACAUCCCCCUCUCAUGCUGCAAAACAGGACUGUGGUGGGUGCUGCUGCCACGACCACCACUGUGACCACAAAGAGUAGCAGUUCCAGCGGGGAAGGGGAUUACCAGCUGGUCCAGCAUGAGAUCCUUUGCUCUAUGACCAACAGCUAUGAAGUCCUGGAGUUCCUGGGCCGGGGAACAUUUGGGCAGGUGGCUAAGUGCUGGAAGCGGAGCACCAAGGAAAUUGUGGCCAUCAAGAUCUUGAAGAACCACCCCUCCUAUGCCAGACAAGGACAGAUUGAAGUGAGCAUCCUUUCCCGCCUAAGCAGUGAAAAUGCCGAUGAGUAUAAUUUCGUGCGUUCUUACGAGUGCUUUCAGCAUAAGAAUCACACCUGCCUCGUGUUUGAGAUGCUGGAGCAGAACUUGUACGAUUUUCUGAAGCAGAACAAGUUUAGCCCACUGCCCCUCAAGUACAUCAGACCAAUCUUGCAGCAGGUGGCCACAGCCCUGAUGAAGCUCAAGAGCCUCGGUCUGAUUCAUGCCGACCUUAAGCCAGAAAACAUCAUGCUGGUCGACCCAGUGCGCCAACCCUACCGAGUGAAGGUCAUUGACUUUGGUUCUGCUAGUCAUGUUUCCAAGGCUGUGUGCUCAACCUACUUACAGUCACGUUACUACAGAGCCCCUGAAAUUAUUCUUGGAUUGCCAUUUUGUGAAGCUAUUGAUAUGUGGUCACUGGGCUGUGUGAUAGCAGAGCUGUUCCUGGGAUGGCCUCUUUAUCCUGGUGCUUCAGAAUAUGAUCAGAUUCGUUAUAUUUCACAAACACAAGGUCUGCCAGCUGAAUACCUCCUCAGUGCCGGGACAAAAACAACUAGGUUUUUCAACAGAGACCCUAAUUUGGGGUACCCACUGUGGAGGCUUAAGACACCUGAAGAACAUGAACUGGAGACUGGAAUCAAAUCAAAAGAAGCUCGAAAGUACAUUUUUAAUUGUUUAGACGACAUGGCUCAGGUGAAUAUGUCCACAGACUUAGAAGGAACAGACAUGUUGGCAGAGAAGGCGGAUCGGAGAGAAUACAUUGACCUGUUAAAAAAAAUGCUAACGAUUGAUGCAGAUAAGAGAAUUACUCCUCUGAAAACUCUUAACCACCAGUUUGUGACCAUGACUCACCUCCUGGACUUCCCACACAGCAAUCAUGUUAAGUCUUGUUUUCAGAACAUGGAGAUCUGCAAGCGGAGGGUUCACAUGUAUGAUACCGUGAGUCAGAUCAAGAGUCCCUUCACUACGCAUGUUGCCCCAAAUACAAGCACAAAUCUAACCAUGAGCUUCAGCAACCAGCUUAACACAGUGCACAAUCAGGCCAGCGUUUUAGCUUCCAGUUCUACUGCAGCAGCCGCUACUCUUUCUCUGGCUAACUCAGAUGUCUCCCUGCUGAACUACCAGUCGGCUUUGUACCCGUCGUCCGCGGCGCCAGUUCCCGGAGUGGCCCAGCAGAGCGUGUCCUUGCAGCCUGGAACCACCCAGAUCUGCACGCAGACAGAUCCAUUCCAGCAAACAUUUAUUGUUUGUCCGCCUGCUUUUCAGACUGGACUGCAAGCCACAACAAAGCAUUCUGGGUUCCCUGUGAGGAUGGAUAACGCUGUGCCCAUCGUCCCCCAGGCACCCGCCGCUCAGCCGCUGCAGAUCCAGUCGGGAGUUCUCACGCAGGGAAGCUGUACACCAUUAAUGGUAGCAACUCUCCACCCUCAAGUAGCCACCAUCACACCGCAGUAUGCGGUGCCCUUUACUCUGAGCUGCGCAGCCGGCCGCCCGGCGCUGGUUGAACAGACUGCUGCUGUACUGCAGGCGUGGCCUGGAGGAACGCAGCAAAUCCUCCUGCCGUCCACUUGGCAGCAGCUGCCGGGGGUGGCGCUGCACAGCUCUGUCCAGCCCGCGGCAGUGAUCCCGGAGGCCAUGGGCAGCGGCCAGCAGCUCGCGGACUGGAGGAACGCGCACUCCCACGGCAGCCAGUACAGCACAGUCAUGCAGCCGCCGUCCUUGCUCACCAGCCACGUGACCCUGGCCACCGCCCAGCCCCUGAACGUUGGCGUCGCCCACGUUGUCAGACAGCAGCAAUCCAGUUCCUUGCCUUCGAAGAAGAAUAAGCAGUCUGCGCCAGGCUCUUCCAAGUCUUCUCUGGAUGUUCUGCCUUCUCAAGUCUAUUCUCUGGUUGGGAGCAGUCCCCUCCGUUCCACAUCUUCCUAUAAUUCCCUAGUCCCUGUCCAAGAUCAGCAUCAGCCAAUCAUCAUUCCAGACACUCCCAGCCCCCCUGUGAGUGUCAUCACUAUCCGCAGUGACACCGAUGAGGAAGAGGACAACAAGUACAAGCCCAGUAGCUCCGGCCUGAAGGCGAGGUCGAAUGUCAUCAGCUACGUCACUGUCAAUGACUCUCCAGACUCUGACUCUUCCUUGAGCAGCCCCUACUCCACGGACCCCCUGAGUGCGCUCCGGGGCAAUAGUGGACCCCUCCUGGAGGGGUCCGGCAGAGGCGGGGGGGACGGCACUGGCACCCGCACCAUCAUCGUGCCUCCGCUGAAGACUCAGCCUGGUGACUGCACUGUAGCAACGCAGGCCUCUGGUCUCCUGAGCAGUAAGACCAAGCCAGUGGCCUCGGUGAGCGGGCAGUCAUCAGGAUGCUGCAUCACCCCCACGGGGUACCGAGCACAGCGCGGCGGGGCCAGCGCAGCACAGCCACUCAACCUUAGCCAGAACCAGCAGUCGUCAUCAGCUCCGGCCUCGCAGGAGAGGAGCAGCAACCCGGCGCCCCGCAGGCAGCAGGCGUUCGUGGCCCCGCUCUCCCAAGCGCCCUACGCCUUCCCGCACGGCAGCCCGCUGCACUCGACAGGGCACCCGCACCUGGCCCCGGCGCCUGCUCACCUGCCAAGCCAGGCUCACCUGUAUACCUACGCCGCCCCCACCUCCGCUGCUGCACUGGGCUCCACCAGCUCCAUCGCUCAUCUCUUCUCCCCCCAGGGCUCCUCAAGGCACGCGGCAGCCUACACUGCCCACCCCGGCGCUCUCGUGCACCAGGUCCCUGUCAGUGUGGGGCCCAGCCUCCUCACCUCUGCCAGUGUGGCCCCUGCUCAGUACCAACACCAGUUUGCCACCCAGUCCUACAUUGGGUCGUCCCGAGGCUCAGCAAUCUACACUGGAUACCCACUGAGCCCCACCAAGAUCAGCCAGUAUUCAUACUUGUAGUCGGGGAGCCCGAGGGCAGGCCCGCGGCGGCCCUCUCCUGGGCCCCAGGCCCCAAGCCCUUCGCCACGGGCUCCGACGGCCCCUCCCUCCCUCUCUGGAAACUCCUUAGCCAGCAACUCGCUCUGCAGGGGCCACUGAAGCAGAAGGUUUUUCUCCGGGAACCUGUCUCAGUGUUGACUGCAUUGUUGUAGUCUCCCAAAGUCCACCCUAUUUUUAAUUCUUUAUUUUUGUGGCAGCGGUUUUGGUGUCGGGAAGAGUUCAGAUGCCCAUCUUCUGCAGUUACCAAGGAAGAAAUCGUUCUGAAGUUAGCCUCUGAAAAAUAUUUGCCCUCUCUGACUUUAUUUCUAGAAAUGCUUUUAAAAACAAGUGAAGCCCCUUUUUAUUUAACUUUGUUUUGUUGUAGUUGCUGUUCAGAGGGAAAAUGCUGAUAGGAGAACUUGAAAUCUGGCAAUAAGUGAGGAAAGAGGAAUCAUUACUUUUUGCUGUUUAAAAACCAGGACUUAAUCGCCUACUUUAAGAGUAGCUCUCACGAGUCCUUGUUUUACUAUCAGGCAUUUCUCCUCAAGAUUUUACUAUUGUUUGUGAGAUAUUUAAACUUACAGUGUUUUAGUUUUGUUGUCAUGUCACAUUACACUUAAAGGUUAGUUGUUAUUUUUGCAAAAUGCGUACCGCUCUGCGUUACUGUGGGGAUUCUCUCCGUUGCUCCUGUGUCUAUUACAAAGUAGUGCUAAAAAGGCAGCUCACCAUUUGCUGGUUACCUUAGUGCGAGAAUCCAUACCUGCCGUGAAAACACAAAACUCUAGGUAUUCUUUUAAAAUGAAGCACUGCGCAUUCUUUUAAAAUUAUUUUUUAAAAAGUCCUCUGAUUCAGCUUAAAUUUUAUUAUGGAAAAGCCAUUAAGGUGGUUGUUAUUGUAUGGUGGUAGUGGUUUUAUUAUAUGCAAAAAUCUCUUUGUAUUAUGUGAUACUGGCAUUAAUGAGCUUUGCCUAAAGAUUAGUAAAGUAUGAAUUUUCAAUAAUACACCUCUCUUUCUCCUCGCCUCAUCUCUCCCUUCUGUUCUCUGUGAUUUAUCUGGGGAGAAAGCUAAAGAAUCUGAAACCAGAUCAUAACAUUGUGUAUAGCUUUUAUACUUUAAAGUAGCUUCCUUUGUAUGCCAGCAGCAAAUUGAAUGCUCUCUUAUUAAGACUUACACAAUAAGUGCAUGUAGGAAUUGCAAAAAAUAUUUUAAAAUUUUAUUACUGAAUUUAAAAAUAUUUUAGAAGUUUUGUAAUGGUGGUGUUUUAAUAUUUUGCAUAAUUAAAUAUGUACAUAUUGAUUAGAAAACUAUAACAAGCAAUUUUUCCUGCUAACCCAAGAUGUUAUUUGUAAUCAAAUGUGUAGUGAUUACACUUGAACUGUGUAUUUAGUGUGUAUCUGAUCCUCCAGUGUUACCCCGGAGAUGGCAUUGGUGUCUCCAUUGUAUUUAAACCAAAAUGAACUGAUAACUUGUUGGAAUGUAUGUGAACUAAUUGCAAUUAUAUCAGAGCAUAUUACUGUAGUGCUGAAUGAGCAGGGGCUUUGCCUGCGAGGAGAGGAGACCCUUGGAAUUGUUUUGCACAGGUGUGUCUGGUGAGGAGUUGUUCAGUGUGUGUCCUUCCUUCCCUCUCUCCUCCUUUCCUUAUUGUAGUGCCUUAUACGAUAAUGUAGUGGUUAUAGAGUUUACAGUGAGCUUGCCUUAGGAUGGACCAGCAAGCCCCCGUGGACCCUAAACUGUUCACUGGGAUUUAUCAGAACAGGAUUAGUAGCUGUGUUGUGUAAAUGCAUUGUUCUCAGUUUCCCUGCCGACAUUGAAAAAUAAAAAUAGCAGCUUUUCUCCUUUUCUGCCACUCUGCCCCCUUUCCAUUUUGGCAUCUCAGCCGAGUUCUCAGAGAGCCGUUCUCCCCGCGUGGCGCUCUCACGGUGCAUUGCUGCCCUGCUUCUGUGAGCAUUCGGGAAGCAGGUGAGAGGAGGCAAGCCAGUAUGGAAUACGCAUUUUUUUCUUUUUCAAAAAAGUAUGUGCAAUCACUUUGAGAAUGAGGGUCCCCCCCCUUUUCCCACGUGGCAGUCUUUCCUGCAAAUAGCUGACAUUCCUAGUAAAAUAUUUGCUAGUCGAAAAAAAAAAAAAACCCAUAACAGAUGUGUUUAUACCAAAGAGCCUGUUGUAUUGCUUACCAUGUCCCCAUACUACGAGGAGUAGUUUCGUGACGCCGCUGGUGGCAGGGAACUCACAGAAGGUUUCUUAGCCGGUGAAGAAUAUUAAGAAGGAACCAAAGCCAGUUGAGUCAUUGGGCUUUUGAGGUUUCUUUUUAACAACUAGUCUGUUCUUGGGGCCCUUCAAACUGUGAAAUUGUCCUUGUACUCUCAGCUCCUGCAUGGAUCUGGGUCAAGUAGAGGGCACUGGGGAUGGGGAUGUUCCUGCCCAUAAAAGAUUUGGGAGAAGAAGGUUAACCCUAAGAUACAGUGUACCAUCUGAAUUGCAAAUGACGAAUUCGAGGGAUAAGUCGGACUGGUUCUUUGUAGAGAUGGUGUCAAGGAGGUGCAGGAGGGAGACGGGAGAUUUCAUGGAGCCUGGUCAGCGAGCUCUGCACCGGGUUGAACACCGAGGAGCUGUCAGGGUAUUUGGAAUUUCUUCAUUGGAAGGAGUAGGGGCUUCCAGGAUGGCGCAGACAGCCAGUACAGCCUCCCAGGAACGCGUCGGUAUUUUCUGUAUAUUCUUAAAUUAUACUGAGUUGUGUUUUUUAGCACUAUGUUGGUCAGGGUACCCAAGCAGUUAGUAUAGUUUCUGUCACUAGUGUUAAGCAGUGUUCUGGUCAGCGUGUGUGAUCUCUGUGUCUCCUUUUUGCCAAGCACAUUCUGGUUUUCUUGCUCAAGGGCAGAUCUAGUUUCUAAUGGAAACAUCUUUUUGUUCCUUAUCUUUCCUCUACAAGGGAUAGGAAUUACUGUUUUUGUAAGAAACUUGAGAUGCAGGGAAAAAAAAAGACACAAAACACUCCACUCCUGUCCCCAGUCCAGUAUACACCAUUUAAGAUGGGGGAGGGCGGGGGACGACAAUACCAAGAUCUUGUAUUGUUACCAUAAUCACCCUACUAGCAUUGUGCGGCUUUAAGGAUUUUAGAGAUUUUCAGUCUUGGUUUAUAAAUUGGCGUUUCAGAUUUACCAAGAUAAAAAUCCGCCUGUGUCUGCUGAAUGUGUAUGUGCUCAGCGUGGCUUUCGAGUCUGUGCCUGGGGCCCGCCGUCUCUGGCCCUGACAGGAUGGGGGAGGCCCCGCGGAUGUCGUGAGCUGCUGGCCUGCGCCCCAGUGGCCUGGCCUCAGACCACAUUAAGGCUUCAAGGCCUCUCAGGAGUUGCCUUUCCAGCCUCUGCCCUUCAGGGUGAGAGAGAAAGUGGGUGAAUGUGAAGAACAGCCACUCCAGGCUCGCCAGGACACUUGAUCACUCCAGAGUUUUUAAUAGCUCCCAAGAGGUGACCCACCGGUCAGUGCUCAGCUAAAUGCCAGCCCCAGGAAGAAGGGCUCCGUCUCAGACAGGGCUGGGCGCCCAUCGUCCUCUCCGAGAGGGGCUACGCUCGGCUGCCCUUAGCCAGGAAAGCACAGUAAUGGGUGUUCUAUUCAGCAUUAUUAUGCAAAAACCCACUGGUUUUGAUGGUCUGUUUUAAGUUAGGAAAUGAAAUUGCCUCUCAGUGGCAGAUAUGGCCCAAGCCUGCUUCCUAUUUUGGUUUUGUUUUUAACUGAUGGAUGGUGCAGCAUGUCUACAUGGUUGUCUGUUGCUAAACUUAUAUAAUGUGUGGUUUUGAUUCAGCUUGAAAAAUAAUCUCACUACAUGUAGCAGUACAUUAUAUGUAAUGUUAGUAUUUCUGCUUUGAAUCCUUGAUAUUGCAAUGGAAUUCCAACUUUAUUAAAUGUAUUUGAUAUGCUAGUUAUUGUGUGCGAUUUAAACUUCUUUUGCUUUUUCCCUUUUCUGGUUGUGCGCUUUCUUUUACAACAAGCCUCUAGAAACAGUUUCUGAGAAUUACUGAGUUAUGUUUGUAAUGCAGAUGUACUUAGGGAGUAUGUAAAAUAAUCAUUUUAACAAAGUAAAUAGAUAUUUAAAAUUUAAUACUAACUACGGGAAAAGGGUCCAUUGUGUAAAACAUAGUUUAUCUUUGGAUUCAAUGUUUGUCUUUGGUUUUACAAAGUAGCUUGUAUUUUCAGUAUUUUCUAUAUAAUAUGGUAAAAUGUAGAGCAAUUGCGAUGCAUCAAUAAAAUGGGUAAAUUUUCUGAUUCAUGUGGCUGCUUUUGACUUUUGUUGUACGGGUACAAGGGAGACCAAUAAAUGGCAUCUUUGGAGUACCUAAAUAUGCUUGAACACUGAUAGGCAAAUCACGUGUUAGAGACAAAGUUGU
Pteronotus mesoamericanus is the source of this 8271-nucleotide messenger RNA. It is a transcript of the gene HIPK1, whose product is annotated as homeodomain interacting protein kinase 1. The transcript is spliced from 16 exons. Gene Ontology annotation, biological process: peptidyl-threonine phosphorylation; intrinsic apoptotic signaling pathway in response to DNA damage by p53 class mediator; peptidyl-serine phosphorylation. Gene Ontology annotation, cellular component: cytoplasm; PML body; nucleus. NCBI's taxonomy places the organism in Eukaryota, Metazoa, Chordata, Mammalia, Chiroptera, Mormoopidae. Bases 242 to 3874 code for a protein of 1210 amino acids. Gene Ontology annotation, molecular function: protein tyrosine kinase activity; protein serine/threonine kinase activity; ATP binding. The record is from RefSeq and is a predicted model, not a curated record.